ACUUCACAGCGAAAGCAUUUGACGAAGACCGGCGUGGAUGACUAGCCAUGAAGACCACAAGUUCCGAGUUCCGAUCAUAGACAUGUGUGUUUAUGGUCUCGUAUCUACCUGAACCCGGAACUCUAAAACCUAAUACCCAACCGUCUCUCCUUUCUACACGAAUAAAAGUCCUCCCGCCGUUGCUUCCACCCAAAUCCACGUCCUCCUCCUCACCUCCGGCCUCACGCGAGGUUUCCGUCUCAUCGACACUUCUCCAGGCACUAGCAGGAAUCGAGACCAACCUUCGCCGCAUUCUAUUAGCGAGGUUUCCGUCUCAUCGAAAUUUCUCCGGGCACGAGCAGGAAACGUGACGAGACUUCGCCGCAAGGUUUCAGUCCAUUUCACCCAAAGUUUCAAUCCUUUUCUCUGCCUUCUUGAUUCCUGUUCGUCUUCCCUUCCUUCUCAGAGAAUGAUUUCCAUCACACCCCUGAAAGCCCAUUCUACCCCUUUCGCAAUCCCUCUCCUUCCUCCCCCUUGUUUGCGAAUCUCACCUCGUAUUCCAUGUGCUCUGACAAGGAGAUCUAUGAAGCUUCGUUCCGAAUUCGAGUUGAAGGGCAACGGUGCCCUUUCCGGCGACUCUGACCCCCGUGCAUUGGACCGGCUUAAGGCAUUGGAAGCAGCAAUGAAUGAAAUAAACAGUUCAUUUGGCAAGGGAAGUGUUACAAGAUUAGGAAGUGCUGGUGGUGCUUUAGUAGAGACUUUUCCAAGUGGUUGUUUGACUUUAGAUUUUGCUCUAGGCGGUGGUCUUCCCAGAGGACGAAUUGUAGAGAUAUUUGGUCCAGAAAGCAGUGGGAAGACUACGCUAGCUCUACAUGCAAUUGCAGAAAUACAGAAAUUGGGAGGCAAUGCCAUGCUUGUUGAUGCAGAGCAUGCUUUUGAUCCUGCUUAUUCCAGGGCAUUGGGAGUCGACAUAGAAAAUUUGAUUGUCUGCCAACCUGACAAUGGGGAAAUGGCAUUAGAAAUUGCGGACCGUAUGUGCAGAUCUGGAGCAAUAGAUCUCAUUUGUAUUGAUUCAGUAUCAGCUCUUACUCCAAGGGCUGAAAUUGAAGGCGAGAUUGGGAUGCAACAAAUCGGUUUACAGGCCCGUCUAAUGAGCCAAGCAUUGCGUAAAAUGUCAGGAAAUGCCUCAAAAGCUGGUUGUACUCUGAUUUUUCUAAAUCAGAUAAGAUACAAGAUUGGGGUGUUCUAUGGAAACCCUGAAGUCACUAGCGGAGGGAUUGCCCUGAAGUUCUUUGCAUCACUUCGUCUAGAGAUACGCCCUAUUGGAAAGAUCAAAUCUGCAAAAGGAGAUGAAGAUAUUGGAAUUAGGGUGCGUGUUAGAGUGCAGAAAAGCAAAGUAUCGAGACCAUACAAACAAGCUGAGUUUGAAAUUAUAUUUGGUGAAGGAGUUGGCAAAUUGGGUUGCCUUUUGGAUUGUGCUGAGUUGAUGGAUGUUAUUGUCAAGAAAGGAUCAUGGUAUAGCUAUGGAGAAAAUAGGCUUGGCCAAGGUAAGGAAAAGGCAUUGCAGUAUCUGAGAGAGAACCCUACUGUAUGCAAUGACAUGGAAAAGGCGGUUCGGCCAAUGAUGAUGGACGUAAGCAGGCACAUGAGCCUCUUGGCUUUUGGUCAGUUAUCGACUGCAGAAGAGGAACAAAUAAAUGACGAGAAAUGAAUGCUACAUCAAUCUUGCAAGGGAUGGAAUCAUCCGUGUUUGAUGGGAGGUUUUCAAUUUUGGCCGAUAUGCUCAAUGCUGCUACUUAUGCACGCUAGUAUUGAUGAUGGAAUCACAUGACACGAUCUUUGGCACGAAGUGUAGUUUGCUUUCGAAAGCUUACACUUCCCUCACUUUUAAAUUCCGUAGAUGACGAGCUGAUUAGAAAUUCAUAUGUUAGAAUUGGAACGCUACCAAACUUGAGCUUGGUGGAGUUUGAUCCAAUUCAGAGUUGAUGCAAUUCAAAUUAGGUCAGAUGAGAUCCAUUCUCGCUGGAACUAGAUUAGCCACAGUCAAUCAAUAUGCCAUAAUAUUCAAUUUUCUUAAAUUGGUCCAAGUUCUAUUGAAUUGGUUAAGGAUGGUGGUCGAGAUGAUUUUGUUUUGUGGAUUGAAGCUGAUAUAGACACCAUUAAGAAUGUAAUAUAAUCCAAGUAUUUGUUUCUAAACCUAA
Messenger RNA from Zingiber officinale, 2180 nucleotides. RefSeq names its product DNA repair protein recA homolog 1, chloroplastic-like. Gene Ontology annotation, biological process: DNA repair. Bases 449 to 1690 code for a protein of 413 amino acids. The record is from RefSeq and is a predicted model, not a curated record. The transcript is spliced from 13 exons. NCBI's taxonomy places the organism in Eukaryota, Viridiplantae, Streptophyta, Magnoliopsida, Zingiberales, Zingiberaceae. Gene Ontology annotation, molecular function: ATP binding; ATP hydrolysis activity; single-stranded DNA binding.